This is a messenger RNA of Schistocerca cancellata (South American locust), 1548 nucleotides long. RefSeq lists its product as uncharacterized. The coding region runs from base 1 to 1548 and encodes 515 amino acids. The record is from RefSeq and is a predicted model, not a curated record. NCBI's taxonomy places the organism in Eukaryota, Metazoa, Arthropoda, Insecta, Orthoptera, Acrididae. The transcript has a single exon.
AUGCUUCGAAAAGCAGGUGACUCGCUAGGCACAGUUAAUGGAGUGACAUAUAAAGAAUAUUUCGACGACUCCAGUCACACAGUACUUACUCCAUCACCGAAGAAACUUUCGACGUAUGAACCACAAAAAGAGGAAAUCUUUUAUAAGGUAAGCUCAGUCUUUACUCUACAUGAGGAGGACGAGGUGAAACCAUCCGAACAAAAACAUUCUGAGGAGUUCGUGGAGCCUGAAGACGAUGAAAAAGACAAAGACGCGUUACAUGUUGUUGAACGCCCAGAUGUGCCCACUCCGGAGGAACAUAUUGUGGUUACAGAGGUUCCCACAGUUGGUUCGCAAGGAGACACUGCGUUAAGCGAAGACUUGCAGGCCACAGCUGUAGAGAAAUAUAUUGAAUUUAGCCCCAGCAUGUCGCCACCUGCUUUAGAGAAAGGUCAUGAUUACCGUUUUGAUACAGAACGCUCUAGAUUAUCUGACAGUGAGCAUUCACUAGUAUCGUCGACGAAGGUGGAAGUAGGAUCUCAACCAGACUUGGGAUCCGUGGACGCAAGUUCGUACGAAUUGGUCUCCCUUAUCGGCUCAAGCCUAGUUUCUAAGCCACUAAUGGAAGCACAGAGCGAAGGAAAGUGCCAGAAGAAGAAGAAGACCUCUAAAAAACUGAGAAGGGUUUCAAAAUCUGUGCCUCACGUAGUGCCGGAGGAGAUGCAACAUCUAAACGAUUUCAGCCGAGUAGUUACACAGGAAGCUAUCUACGCCGAGAUGUCGUCCGGCGAUGACGCCUUCGCUGCGAACCAAGACCAAUACGAGGACGAAGAGGAAUCGUCUUACAGUUCAGAAAGUGACGACGAUGCCUCGCAGACGAACAGCCAAGAAAUUGACGACCUAGCUAUUGAAAGCAGCUCGAGUUUUCCUGCACCUGCAGCCCCCCCUGCUUCUGCAACGAGCAGUCCAGACGGGUCCAGCAGUGCCGCCUCCCAUCGAGAGGUAUCUCAGUCGAGUGACAGCACAUUUCAGGACGAAUCAGGAAGCAGAAUCUCGUGUGGACAAGGCAGUUUGGGUUUGGAACUACUGACGGAGUCCUACAUUGAUCAACUCGGCCACGAGAGCAGUGAAGGGCUCAUGUCGAACAUACUCGAGCAUCCAGAGAUGAGUCUCUCUUCGUUAAGUCCAGAGCGCAAUACCGACGUCGAAAACAGCAAGUCUCCAUCCCCGCGCGCCACAGGAUCUGCGUGCGUCUCCACCACUACCGCGAGUUCGCGACAGGAGGAACGCGAGUGCAAAGCGAGAAGGUUAGAGAGAUUGGUUGAAAAGUUGUGCCAUGAUUUCGUUGCACAGAAUCCGGCUGUGAAGCAGAACCCUGCGUCGCUGGUGUCGUACUUCGAGAACGCUGGCGCAAUAAUCCGUUCUCUGCCUGUUACCGAAAUGAAGCGCAGUUUCAAAAAUGUCUCGAAGGAUAUUUCGGCAGCCGCAACACCGACGGACAAGUCACAAGCUAGUUCCGAAUCGUCGCAAGUUGCGUCACUGGACAGCAUAAGACCCACUCGAAGAUAG